Molecule: messenger RNA, 2485 nt
Organism: Blepharisma stoltei
Lineage: Eukaryota; Ciliophora; Heterotrichea; Heterotrichida; Blepharismidae
Source: the annotation of a GenBank genome assembly
AUGGAGCGUGUUUUAAUAGAUAAUGAACUUAAUAGUACCCGUGACGAAGAAGACGAAGACCUUUCAAGCCUGAUUCACUCAUACCCCAACAACAAAAACGAGGUCGUUGAAGUCUCCCCAAAGGGACGAUUUUUCAGAGUAAGCCUUAUAUAGUUCAAUGACCUCCUAGGGUCUGGAGCCUAUAAAACUGUGUAUCGAGGACUUGACAAUGAUCAGGGCUGUGAAGUUGCCUGGAACAGUAUCAGUCUCAAAAACCUCCCUGUCGAAGACAGAACCCAGAUCGCUGAAGAAGUUAAAUUAAAUCGGAGACUUAACCAUCCUAACAUCGUUCAUUUUAUAUCAGCAUGAACAAAUCCGAACAAAGAAGAGCUUGUUUUUAUUUCUGAGCUCGUUACGGGAGGCUCUCUCAGGCAAUAUUUGAAGAAAAUAAAAUUCCCACGUUUGAAGGUGAUAAAAAGCUGGUGCAAAGGAAUUCUUUUAGGUCUCCAAUAUCUGCACUCACAGAAGCCUUAUCCGAUAAUACAUAGAGAUUUGAAAUGUGACAAUAUUUUUAUCAUGUCCAACACUGGAGACGUAAAAAUUGGGGAUUUUGGGCUGUCAACAAUAAUGAGAAGUAAAUUACAGACUUCAGUCUUGGGAACUCCAGAAUAUAUGGCGCCUGAGGUGUAUGAAGGGAGCUAUGAUACGAAAGUUGAUAUUUUUUCGUUUGGGAUGUGUAUUACAGAGAUGUGCACACUUUCUGCUCCUUAUAAAGAAUGCAAAACUCCAGCAGCAGUUUAUCGAAGAGUUAUGUCAAGAAUUCUGCCUGAGUCUUUGAAGACAAUUCAAGACGAAGAAGUUCAGAAAUUUAUUGCGUUGUGUUUGGAGAUUGCAAGCAAGAGACCGUCUGCAGAUGAGCUACUAAAUAACUCAUUUUUGACUAUUGAUGAAGAAGACCUAAAAAUACAUAAAAAAUGGCGAACUAAGCACAUCAUACUUCUUGGCGCAAUUUUCUCAACCUUAUGGCCAAGCCGAACUGGGCGAGAAGCCUUCCGAGAUUCCGUCUGAUGUAGUUUUAUGUACAUUGGGUUAUUUUUGUCUUACUACACCUCCAUGAGCGAACAAAGCCAUUGGAAAAAUCCCUAAUUUUAGAACAAAAAAUUUUUUAUAUAUAAGUGAUAAUUAUUAUAAUGAAAUCUCUAACUAAUUGAGUUUAUUUUAAAACAGCUUCAAUUUUACAAAUUAAAUUAAUAUUUGCUUUAAAAUUUUGAAUAGGGAUAUUUAAAUUUUAAAAAAAUUGCUAUAAAAUUUAUAUAAAUUUUUUUUUAAAAAAUGAACAAAUUUUUUGUUCACUCAUAGGAUGUGGGAGUUAGUUUUGGUGGUUAGAAAGAGAUACCUAGCAACGUUCUUGGGGCCCGAAGGUGGAUCUCACCGCGCUACCAGGGCUUUCAGCCUUGGUCCGAGGAUCAAACCUUUUUCCUAUCUGCUGAGGGUAGACACCCAUCAGUCGUUAGACUUCAAACUUUCUCUCUAAUUAAGCUGCUUCCCAAAUCGCCCAAUCAGAGGUCGAACAGCAAGAGGCAAGGAAGAGGCACUCUCAGCGCGCAACACUUGGGUGUAAGGAUCCUUGGUGGUUGCGUAACUAAUACUUCCAUGCUCACAAGUAAUUUAAGAUAAAGAAGACCCAAGGGUGCAUCAAGCGGUUCCACUGGCUAAUGAAAACGAAGAAACUUCGCAGAGCCAAAAUAAUUGUUUGGCAAGUGCAGCAAAUGAGCUUGAAAAAGACCUAAUUGAAAGCUCCUUGAUCAUCAAAGACAACAGAGGCGCUCUAAGACAAGUAACUUUUCAGUUUGACUUAAACUCAGAUACCCCCGAGACAGUAGCAGAAGAAAUGGUCAGAGAUCUUGCUCUUGAUCCUGCAUUAGUGAUUCCAAUUGCUAACGAAAUUGAAAUCCUUGUAUUUUCAAACUCAAAAAAUAUAUGCCUAGAAUGCUAUCAUAAAGAAAAAAACUGCAAUGAAAAAUCUGAAGAUUUUUGCAUUCACACUAAUAAUAACAGAGCUCCGAUAUACAGCACCAGGAAAGUCUCAAUUUCAGCGCCAGAAGAAGCCGAAAUAAAUAAUGACUCUAUCGAAAAUGUGCAAAUUGAGCACUCAUUGGAAGAUUUAUUGUUAUUAGACAAUACAACUUUUAAUAUUCCAAAUAAGGAAUUACCACAAAUUAAUGAAGAAAUACAAUACCCAUUCAGAGGGGUUAUCAGGAAAAGAACAACCCAAGGCAAUGAUAAAGAAAAUGUGAUCCAAUUACAACAGGCACUUUCUGCUGUUCUCAGGACAAGAGUGAAAGUUAAUGGUUUUUAUGGACAAAAAUGUGAAAACAUUGUGAAAAAAUUCCAAGACAGAGAAGGAUUUGAACCAGACGGAAUAGUGUCCGAAGAACUUUGGAAUAAAUUAAUGGUUGAAUAUAGUAAAGUAUGUGAAGAAGAUUCAGAUUGAAAUUUUAGUUAA